Pseudophryne corroboree (corroboree frog) is the source of this 1024-nucleotide messenger RNA. It is a transcript of the gene MTRES1, whose product is annotated as mitochondrial transcription rescue factor 1. The transcript is spliced from 4 exons. Gene Ontology annotation, cellular component: mitochondrion. The coding region runs from base 166 to 921 and encodes 251 amino acids. NCBI's taxonomy places the organism in Eukaryota, Metazoa, Chordata, Amphibia, Anura, Myobatrachidae. Gene Ontology annotation, molecular function: RNA binding. Gene Ontology annotation, biological process: regulation of mitochondrial transcription. The record is from RefSeq and is a predicted model, not a curated record.
AGAGGGAGAGGUUAAACGAGCGGAAGAGGAAGGACCCCUGUACCAUCAGAUGGAGGCUUGGGAUACAUACUGCACAUAGCUGCUGCUGCUGAGAGGUCAACGCAGAACUAGCCAGUGUGUGCGGUGCGCAGUCUGCCUGUGGCUGAUCAUCAGUGAGGCUAUGAAAUGACUGGAGCCAGGCAAUACCUCCGGGCCUUUAAAAACCUGUGUUUGUAUGCAAGGAUAUGUGUGCGUUCAAGCUCAUUCACAUACAGACAUGCUCAGCACAGCACACAUUGGACACAUUGUAGACAUCUGACAAGUUUUAGACAAGAUCACAGUCUACCAACUACUACUGGCUUGUACCGCACAAACUCUAAUGGUUUUCUGACUACAUCAGCGCAAAGUGUCGUCAUAUAUACUGUAAGGCAUAAAAGUAAGAAAACGCAGAAAAGGAACAGGACAGGCCCAUCUCAAGAUGAAGAAGAUGAUGACUAUGACGUAGAAGAAGUUGAUCCAGAAGCUAGUGAUUAUGAUGAUGAUGAGCCAGUGGAAGACUCCACUAUACCAAAGGACUAUAAAGAUAUAGAAAAAGCUGUGCAGUCAUUUCGUUUUGAUGUCAUCCUCACUGCUGGAUUAGACAUGUCAAGAAACAAAGUUGAGGAAGAAUUUUACAAAGGCAAGCUGCGUCUUAAUGGAGAGAAACUAUGGAAGAAAAGUAGAGCGGUGAAAGUUGGUGAUAUUUUGGAUUUAAUUGUUGAAGAUUCCAGCGAAAAUGAGACCACAACAGUGAUGAGAAUUGUAUUGAAAGAUGUGCUAAAAGAAAAGACCUCAACCGAUAAAUACAAAGUUGUGCUUAGGCGAUGGAAAACUUUGAAGGUUCCUAGGGCUGUGGAGGCUUUCAGAAUGACUGACAAACACACCACUGAUGCAGAACAUUGAGAUUUGGUGAUUUUCAUCGGGAAGAGAGAAUUCUAAAACAAAAUCUAUUUUUACUGUUAUCUUGCAUGGUAUUUUGACUGUUAACAACUGUUUGUUCACAUUC